AUGAAACUCAACACUAUAGUUCUUCUCAUGACCGCCACUUUCGUUAAGCCCUCCCUGGGCUUCUCCUGCGAAGUGGCCCGGAACGAUAUUCCCGAGUAUGACUACUAUGGCUGCAAAUGGGUCGGAGCAGCCCCCGCAUGCGGAAGUACCGACGCUCGCCUCGGUGACUGCGAUAAAGAUGGACGGCAGCUUCUGUCCACAACAAAGGAACUUUCUAUCUCGGAGUUGUGCAAAUACAAGGUGCUGCAGGGCCAAUGCUGUGAGGAAUAUGGUAGUGGUUGUUGGAUAGGGUAUAAGAGACUUUGGUGUAAGAGUCGGUCGUGUAGGUCGAAACUGUCUGGAUUGGGAAAAUUGCAGUCUAUGGACGAGAAGAAUGAACGGGAGGAGUUUUAA
This is a messenger RNA of Aspergillus alliaceus, 393 nucleotides long. RefSeq lists its product as uncharacterized. The coding region runs from base 1 to 393 and encodes 130 amino acids. The transcript is spliced from 2 exons. The record is from RefSeq and is a predicted model, not a curated record. NCBI's taxonomy places the organism in Eukaryota, Fungi, Ascomycota, Eurotiomycetes, Eurotiales, Aspergillaceae.